AUGGAAAUUACAAAUGUCAGCGAGUAUGAGGCCAUUGCAAAGCAGAAAUUGCCCAAGAUGGUUUAUGACUACUAUGCCUCUGGUGCAGAGGACCAGUGGACUCUCCAAGAAAACCGAAAUGCCUUUUCAAGGAUUCUGUUUCGACCCCGCGUUCUGAUCGAUGUGAGCAGGAUUGACAUGACUACAACUGUUCUGGGCUUCAAGAUUUCUAUGCCAAUCAUGAUUGCUCCUACUGCUAUGCAGAAGAUGGCUCACCCUGAUGGGGAAUAUGCAACAGCAAGAGCAGCAUCAGCAGCUGGCACAAUAAUGACUCUAUCUUCAUGGGCUACUUCCAGCGUCGAAGAGGUUGCUUCAACAGGACCUGGGAUUCGGUUUUUUCAACUCUAU
Morus notabilis is the source of this 387-nucleotide messenger RNA. Its product is annotated as (S)-2-hydroxy-acid oxidase GLO1-like. The record is from RefSeq and is a predicted model, not a curated record. Lineage: Eukaryota; Viridiplantae; Streptophyta; Magnoliopsida; Rosales; Moraceae. Gene Ontology annotation, cellular component: peroxisome. Gene Ontology annotation, molecular function: oxidoreductase activity. The transcript is spliced from 4 exons. The annotation marks the transcript as partial.